Messenger RNA from Guillardia theta CCMP2712, 963 nucleotides. RefSeq lists its product as hypothetical. Gene Ontology annotation, molecular function: protein-folding chaperone binding; adenyl-nucleotide exchange factor activity. The coding region runs from base 1 to 963 and encodes 320 amino acids. Gene Ontology annotation, cellular component: cytoplasm. Gene Ontology annotation, biological process: protein stabilization. The record is from RefSeq and is a predicted model, not a curated record. The transcript has 6 exons. Lineage: Eukaryota; Cryptophyceae; Pyrenomonadales; Geminigeraceae.
AUGGAGGAUGCGGAGGUUGUUGUGAUGAACGGCAAGGAGCGCCUGAACGUGCCAUGCAAAUUGAGCUCAUCCUUCGGGGAGCUGAAGAGUAAGAUCUCGGAUCUGACAGGCGUCCCAGCCUCCCAUCAGAAGCUCAUCCACAAGGGGAAGGCUGCCGGAGUGAAGAGCGGAGAUAAGAUGAUGCUCAUGAAGUCGCCUUCCGCCGCCAAGGAUACUGCCAUGGAGGAGAAGAGGCUCUUGAGCGACAAGCGCAAGCAGGAAGCAGCUGAGUCCCAAAAGCUCCGGGACGAGCACCGAGCCGGAGCUCUCGAUGCACCGAUGCCGUUGGACCUGAGCUGUUCGCCUGCUGUUGCUAACCUUCCUCUCAGAACUCCUGCCAGCCAACAGCAGGCGACGACGGUGGUCGAGGACGAGAGGCUUCCUGGUGAGGCCGCGCUGCUCAUCUCUCAAGGAAAGGUGAAGUACAAGGUGGCGAUCGGGGAGGGGAGCCGGAGCGUGGAGGAGCUGAAGCAGAGGGUAGCGAAGCUGACGGGGGUAGACGCCAAAUUCCAUCGCCUCAUCUACAAAGGAAAGGAGCUGAAGGAUAAGGCUAGUGUGGAAGAGCUGGGGUUGAAGGACGGAGACAAGAUGCUUCUGCUCUUUGCUGAAGGACAUCACAAGGCUGUUGACGAGACGGCGCUUGUUGAGGAGCUGAAGGAGGACGUGACGGUCCUUGAAGGGGACGUAGGCAAGCUCAUGAAGAAGUGCGAGCACGGCUUGUUCGGCGACGAUCAGAACGAAAUAUCCAUCCGUCUCGGAGUCCUCUGCCAGGAAGGAGAGAGGCUCCUGGACAACAUCCGAUACCUCGAGCGAACGCCAGAGGGCAGGGACCUCCGGUCGUCCGCAGAGGAGAAGUUAAAAUCUCUCAUGCAGACGCUCGAGAGUCUGAGGAUGAAGCAUGUGGUCGGAGCCCAUAGGAAAUGA